Messenger RNA from Quercus lobata, 366 nucleotides. RefSeq lists its product as uncharacterized. The transcript has a single exon. Lineage: Eukaryota; Viridiplantae; Streptophyta; Magnoliopsida; Fagales; Fagaceae. The record is from RefSeq and is a predicted model, not a curated record. The coding region runs from base 1 to 366 and encodes 121 amino acids.
AUGCAUAAAUCAAGCACCAUUGCCACAAAAGUCCCUGAAGAAAUGGCACACACUCCAGUAGAAAUAGGUACUAGAGGCACAGUUGGAACCCUUAUAAUGAAAGAAAUCGAGUACUUCAGCCAGCUCGAAUUAAGCUGCCAAGGUAGCUCGCAGAAGCCUCAGUUCCCUAUUACAGACAAGGCUUCCUCUAGCAGUCAUUCCAGACCCACUUUUGGAUCCGUGACAGCAACCCAAAAGAAGAAAAAUAAAGGCAGCAGGCUCCUACCAGGCAUAUGUUCUAUGGUGGAAGUUUCAGACAACAAUCGACCAAUCGGGAUUUCUGGUUUCAGUUACAGGAACCUUAAAUCUGAUCUGAAGAAGUUGUAG